CCGGGCUGAGGGGCGGGACGCGCGGUAGAGCCAAACGGGUGAGAGUGCGAUCAUGGCAGCUGCUGAGGAGCCGAAGCCCAAAAAGCUGAAGGUGGAAGCGCCGCCAGCGCUGAGUGAAAAUGUGCUGUUUGGCAUGGGAAAUCCUCUUCUUGACAUCUCUGCUGUAGUAGACAAAGAUUUCCUUGAUAAGUAUUCUCUGAAGCCAAAUGAUCAGAUCUUGGCUGAAGACAAGCACAAGGAAUUGUUUGAUGAACUUGUAAAAAAAUUCAAAGUUGAAUAUCAUGCUGGUGGCUCUACCCAGAAUUCAAUUAAAGUGGCUCAGUGGAUGAUUCAGGAGCCCCACAAGGCAGCAACAUUCUUUGGAUGCAUUGGGAUAGAUAAAUUUGGGGAGAUCCUGAAGAGUAAAGCUGCUGAAGCACAUGUGGAUGCUCAUUACUACGAGCAGAAUGAGCAGCCAACCGGAACCUGCGCUGCAUGCAUCACUGGUGGCAACAGGUCUCUUGUUGCAAACCUUGCUGCUGCUAAUUGUUACAAAAAGGAAAAGCAUCUUGAUCUGGAGAAGAACUGGCUGCUGGUGGAGAAGGCCAGAGUGUACUACAUAGCCGGCUUUUUUCUUACAGUGUCCCCAGAGUCAGUAUUGAAAGUGGCUCGCUAUGCUGCUGAGAACAACAAGGUCUUCACUCUGAAUUUGUCUGCACCGUUUAUUAGCCAGUUCUUCAAGGGAUCCUUGAUGGACGUCAUGCCUUAUGUUGACAUCCUCUUUGGAAAUGAGACGGAAGCUGCCACUUUUGCUAGAGAGCAAGGCUUUGAGCUUCCAAAGGUGAACGUGAAGAGGAAGAGGACCGUGAUCUUCACGCAAGGGAGAGAUGACACCAUAGUGGCUACAGAAAAUGAAGUCACUGCUUUUGCUGUUUUGGAUCAAAACCAGAAAGAAAUCAUUGACACCAAUGGAGCCGGAGAUGCAUUUGUUGGAGGGUUUCUCUCACAACUGGUCUAUGACAAGCCCCUGACCGAAUGCAUCCGCGCCGGCCACUAUGCAGCAAGUGUCAUCAUUAGGCGAACGGGCUGUACCUUCCCCGAGAAGCCCGACUUCCACUGAUGGAAGACAGAAACCUCAGGCUGUAGUGGCCGUGUCCUGACCGUCUGCCGCAAGAAAGAAUAAACUCAUCUGCUGUCUCUGCCAACUAUGAAACCAUGAUUCUCAUUCUUAAUUUAGAGGGCUCAGUACUGCUCCUAGAACCUCUAGUCUCUGAAAUCUGAGGGAAAAUGUUUAUUUCCAUAGUUUGUUAGUGCUACGUAAAUAUCUAACAGCAUCACAAUAUUUCAAUAGAAACUUUUAUUUCAUUUUUGAUUGUUUGUAAUUUCAUCUGUAUUUAGUAAAUUGAUCGUUUUUUUUUUUUUACAUUUCUGCUUUCAAUACAGGUGCAAUUUAAUAUAAUAGACUUUUAAAAGAAAUUAAUGCUAACAUCAUUCUUGAGCUUUUUAUAGAAAUAUAUUUAAUUUGGAAGUGUGUAUGCACACACGUCUCAUAUAUAUACAUAUAUACAUAUAUGUAUGUGUGUAUAUAUAUCUAUAUAUAUCUGAUAACUAGUCAAAUAAGGUACAGGAAUGUUUAUCACACCAAAUUACUCGCUAUCAGCUCUUCAGUGGGCCCAGACAUGUGAGGGCCGUGGACAAAUGCGGCCCCCAACUUUUGCAUCAUGUUCCAUGUUACUCAGAUUGUACCCUUUUGCCUCCUGAUGGUACUCUGUAAUUUGAUACAAAUAAACUGCCAUAGAGGAAUCUUUUCUGUCUUGACCUAUGCUCAAUAAAACUAAGGAAGAAAUUGUUGUAGUA
Microtus ochrogaster (prairie vole) is the source of this 1836-nucleotide messenger RNA. RefSeq names its product adenosine kinase (gene Adk). Gene Ontology annotation, cellular component: nucleus; cytosol. Gene Ontology annotation, molecular function: adenosine kinase activity. The transcript is spliced from 11 exons. Gene Ontology annotation, biological process: purine nucleobase metabolic process; purine ribonucleoside salvage. NCBI's taxonomy places the organism in Eukaryota, Metazoa, Chordata, Mammalia, Rodentia, Cricetidae. Bases 53 to 1099 code for a protein of 348 amino acids. The record is from RefSeq and is a predicted model, not a curated record.